AUGCUACUCGCCAUAUCCCGGGAUACGUACCCGGUUCCAUACAACUUGGAAGAGCCGGAGUACUAUUACGAGAUCAAAGUCGUCGAUCCGGAGGACCGCAAGCUUGCCAACAAGCGAGACUGGAUGAAUGAGCUCGAGCCGAUUGAGGAUUCUGACGGCGGAAUCAUGGAUCCGGCGGAUGAAAUUUGGGAGUACGCACACCGCUACAAGAUGUUCAAGCAAGCCGAGAAGUACGCCGAGGUGAUUCCGACGCUGGAAUGGGUCUACUGCGGCGAAUGGCCGAUGAAGUUCUUUGGUGGGCCGGUCUAUGAGGAUGGGGUUUGGGACGGGCAGACGACGCGUAAGGUUGCGUGGCCACAGGCUAAGGCGCGGGAUUCGUGCUGGUCGUAUUUACAGCACACGUUUGGCAUGGGCCAUAGAGAAGAUUGA
This is a messenger RNA of Colletotrichum chrysophilum, 429 nucleotides long. RefSeq lists its product as uncharacterized. NCBI's taxonomy places the organism in Eukaryota, Fungi, Ascomycota, Sordariomycetes, Glomerellales, Glomerellaceae. The coding region runs from base 1 to 429 and encodes 142 amino acids. The record is from RefSeq and is a predicted model, not a curated record. The transcript is spliced from 2 exons.